This is a messenger RNA of Salmo salar (Atlantic salmon), 498 nucleotides long. The record is from RefSeq and is a predicted model, not a curated record. Lineage: Eukaryota; Metazoa; Chordata; Actinopteri; Salmoniformes; Salmonidae.
AAAAAGGAGAGCAGGAAGCGGUAGAACUCAACUCACAAACAGAGCGCUGACAUGACCAGACUGCAGGAGACUAUCACCAUGGCGAUGUUGACCCUUCUACUGCUUCUCAGCGCUGCCUUUACACUGGGCGACAUAAUGACUGCGAACAUAGCAAAUGAUUUGGUGAAAUUUGCAGCAGACAAAAGAAACCCAUGCCCCAGAGGCUGGUUCCAAUUUAAUUCACGCUGCUUCAUGUUUGUCAAAACUGCAAUGACAUGGCCCAAAGCAGAGCGCCACUGUCAGUUACUUGGAGAAAAACUGGAACCUGUGCGCAACACUGUAAAGUACCUUGGCGCAAACCUGGCAUCUGUGCACAGCUAUGAAGAGUUCCGAUUUCUACAGGCGGUGGUGUUGAUCAAUACUGGCAGUUUCCCUCUUACCUGGAUUGGCGGAUAUGAUGCUGUUCAGGCAAAGGUGGAAAAGGUACCCAGUUGUCAUAGUUGAGUAAAAGUGAUAGGA